Ostrea edulis (European flat oyster) is the source of this 1727-nucleotide messenger RNA. RefSeq lists its product as uncharacterized. The transcript is spliced from 14 exons. Lineage: Eukaryota; Metazoa; Mollusca; Bivalvia; Ostreida; Ostreidae. Bases 34 to 1212 code for a protein of 392 amino acids. The record is from RefSeq and is a predicted model, not a curated record.
UGCAGCAGCGAUCAUGUCGUAAAUGAGAAUGAUAUGUCUGAUAUCCAGACCGAAAGUCACACUUUUGGAAGUUUCCAAGUCAACUUCAAAGAGUGGGAGGAGAACAUUGACGAGUAUGUCAGUACCCACUACAGUGAAGAUGUUGUAGACUUGAAACUGGAAUACCAAAAGUCGCUGUGGGACUCAUUCGACAAUAAAGAUGGUCAGUGCAUCAGCGAUCAUGUCACAAGUGAGAAUGAUGUGUCUGAUAUCCAGACCGAAAGUCACACAUUUGGAAGUUUCCAAGUCAACUUCAAAGAGUGGGAGGAGAACAUUGACGAGUAUGUCAGUACCCACUACAGUGAAGACGUUGUAGACUUGAGAUUGGUAGAUCAAGAGUGGGAGGAGAACAUUGACGAGUAUGUCAGUACCCACUACAGUGAAGACGUUGUGGAUUUGAAACUGGAAUACCAAAAGUCACUGUGGGACUCAUUCGGCAAUGAAGACGGUCAGUGCAGUAGCGACCAUGUCGCAAGUGAGGACCACAUGCCUGAUGUCCAAACCGGAAGUCACAUAUUCGAAGUCAAUCUCAAAGAGUGGGAGGAGAAUAUUGAUGAGUAUGUCAGUACCCACUACAGUGAAGAUGUUGUAGACUUGAAACUGGAAUACCAAAAGUCGCAGUGGGACUCAUUCGACAAUGAAGAUAGUCAGUGCAGCAGCAGUCAUGUCGCAAGGGAAGAUGUCAUGUCUGAUGUCCAGACCGAUAGUCACGUCUUUGGUGGUCUCGAAUUCAACCUCAAAGAGUGGGAGGAGAACAUUGACGAGUAUGUCAGUACCAACUACAGUGAGGACGUUGUAGACUUGAGAUUGGUAGAUCAAGAGGGGGAGAAUUCCUUUGAAGUACAACAGCAAAAGGUGCAGGAUUUGAAUACCGAGGACGUAAAAAACAACGUAUCUAUACCCAAUAUUCAGAGCGGGAGACAACUCCUAGAAGAUACAAAGAAAAGCUUUAAAUGGAAAGUGUUUUUCUCACCAAGAAGAAAGGCAAUCUUUCGAUCACGAUUCAAACACCAUCAGACUGUUGGGGACAUCAGUGAGGAGGACAUUGAGAAUAUAUCAGAGGAAAAAAAUGAUGGUCAAGAAGAAAAAGAAAAGAAAUCCAAAAACGCAGGGAGGAAGAAUAUAAUGCAACGUUUGCGGAGUUUGUGUUUCUGUAUGAGACGCAAGGAAUAGUGGUAAAAAAACAUGGUUUGUCAGGAAUGGAAGGACACAUUUCAUACCUUCAUUACUAGAUUGUGCUGGAUGAACCACGAGCUAAAGUCAUCGAAUCCAUUUCCAUUGAUGGAUGUCAUUCAAAGAAGUAUAUCAUUUUGAAAUUUAUAUCUGCUGCUCAUACUAAAAUGAUUGUCAAAAACCAAUGCUGCCGCAGUUAUACCAGAAAGAAGCGCAAGCUAUUUCAUUCCUCGACCACCUAGAUCAUACGGCAACAAUGUUCAACGACAUCUUCUCUCAUCACUCUCAGAAGCGAGCGACCGUGUUCUUUAUUAUCAUCGCAACAUUUGUAUCAAACAAGAAACGUUUUAUCCCAUGGCUGUGAUUAACUUUUAAAAAAGAAUAUUUAUUCCCAUUGCUCAAUGUUGUUGUAUAUUUUAUAACUCUAUUUUGUUUGUUUUAUUAUCUAAUAUAUUUUCUAUUUUCUAUCAUUAUACUUUUAGCCCUGUUGUCAAUAAAUCAUUGUUUUAGAAGGA